This is a messenger RNA of Microthlaspi erraticum, 558 nucleotides long. The record is from the annotation of a GenBank genome assembly. NCBI's taxonomy places the organism in Eukaryota, Viridiplantae, Streptophyta, Magnoliopsida, Brassicales, Brassicaceae.
AUGACCACUACCCCUGGCUUUGGGCAAGUUGAAGUCUCUAACAGACAGAUUAAGGCUAUAUUGGAGAAGACUGUGAGCUUCACUAGAAAGGAUUGGUCAACAAGACUUGAUGAAGCACUAUGGGCUUACAGGAAAGCUUACAAAACCCCCAUUGGCAGGUCCCCUUUCAACUUGCUAUAUGGAAAAGAUUGCCACUUGCAUGUGGAGGUCGAAUACAAGGCUUUAUGGGCAGUAAAGAUGCUGAACUUUGACAUAAAGGCAGCACAAGAAAGGAGGGUAAUGAACUUGUUUGAGUUGGAGGAAAUCAGAAUGAAUGCCUAUGAGAACUCCAUGAUUUAUAAGUUGAGAACAAAGGCAGCCCACGACAAACUGAUCCGCCUUAAAGACUUCAAGGAAAAGGUUCUUAGGAAGAAGAGGCGAACAACUCGAGGCACAACUCGAUCGAGCCGCGAUCAAGCUCGAUCAAGCUACAUAGACCCGGUCGAAUGGAGUGCCCUUGACGGCCGUCUGCCCUCUCAUGACCACGACCUUGCCUCCCAGCUCUUUGGGGGGCACUGA